GGAGACGGAUCCAGCAGCGAGUUGCAGCUGCACGGGGCCUUUUUUUCCCGUGGAGAGAAAAUCAAACAAAAACAUCGGCACGGUUUUUAAAAAUCACGUCCGGAGGAGCGGAGGGAUUACCGGGCCGGCUGUCAAACUUCACCGCCCAGCUCCUGGCCGGCUCCCUGCGCGCUUCACCCGGGGAAACCACCGAGGGGUGGUGCGGCGACUCCAUGAAAGAUGACAGAGGAAGCCAUCGUGAUCGCCAAGUGGGACUACCAGGCCCAGCAGGAGCAGGAACUUGACAUCCGGAAGAACGAGCGGCUCUGGCUGCUGGACGACUCCAAGACGUGGUGGCGCGUGCGGAACGCCGCCAACCAGACGGGCUACGUGCCGUCCAACUACGUGGAGAGGAAGAACAGCCUGAAGAAGGGCUCGCUGGUCAAGAACCUCAAAGACACGCUCGGCCUUGGGAAGACGAGGAGGAAGACCAGCGCCCGCGAUGCUUCUCCGACACCCAGCACCGAUGCAGAGUACCCGUCCAAUGGCAGCGCAGGAGGUGCCGAGCGCAUCUACGACCUCAGCAUCCCGGCGCUGGUCAAGUUCGCCUACACGGCUGAGCGCGAGGACGAGCUAACCCUGGUGAAGGGGUCACGGGUGGUCGUCAUGGAGAAAUGCAGCGACGGUUGGUGGCGGGGCAGCUCGGGCGGCCAGGUCGGCUGGUUCCCAUCCAACUACGUGCUGGAGGAAAAUGACGGUGAGGCGGCUUCGGUCGAUCCAGCUCGGGGAGGCGUUGUCAGCUACCAAAGGGUGGGAGGGGCGAUGGUGGUGUCAAACGGCCAAUCAGCUUGCAGCAGGGUCCUCCACACGGUACAGACCUUGUACCCAUUUAGCUCCGUCACAGACGAGGAGCUGAACUUCGACAAGGGCGAGGUGAUGGAGGUGAUCGAGAAGCCGGAGAACGACCCGGAGUGGUGGCGAUGCCGGAACGCCAGAGGUCUUGUAGGCUUGGUACCAAAGAACUAUGUGGUUGUCCUCAGUGACGGCCCUGCCCCAUUGGGCUCCUCCCCCUUGCUGUACACGGGGCCUGCUCACACCGGCAAAUUCGCCGGUAAGGACUGGUACUACGGCAACGUGACACGGCACCAGGCGGAGUGCGCCCUCAACGAGAGAGGGGUGGAGGGAGACUUCCUGGUCCGAGACAGCGAGUCGUCGCCCAGUGAUUUCUCCGUCUCCCUCAAAGCUGUGGGCAAGAACAAACACUUCAAGGUCCAGCUGUCGGAAAGCGUUUACUGCAUCGGGCAGCGGCGCUUCUCCACCAUGGACGAACUGGUGGAGCACUACAAGAAGGCGCCCAUCUUCACCAGCGAGCACGGCGAGAAACUUUACCUGGUCCGACCUCUGCAGUGACCAAUGAACCCAAAAAACCCAACAGACCAAACCUGGCAACCCCCGCCAAUCAAGCAACCCACCACCGCUCAGUACAAACAAACAAACUGGAUAGCCGUCCAAUUCCAGUUGCUUUUUUCUCCGGUGGAAAUUAAUUCUACAGAAGCUUGGAUCAUUCUGCUGGUUUUUAUUGUGCAACUUUGAGGCAGUUGUAGUUAAGGCAUGAUGACUACAGUCACUCGAGAUGGAAAUACAACAGUCAAAUCCCACAUGAAUGCAGGAACAAACCAAUCCAAUAGCUAUCCUCUGGUCUAGACUUGUCCAGUCCAGUUCCAGUAGCUUUAAUCUGGCUGGAAUCCGUUCUGUAGAAGCCUGAAUGGCUCGGUUGGUUUUACCACUCAAAUCUGACAGAAUAAGUUCAGGCAUGAUGAAUGCUGUCCUGUCACUUAGUAUGGAAAUAGAAAUGCUCUUGCUCAGUCUGGCCCAGUCUAGUUCCAGUACCUUUUUUUGUGCUGGAACGUGUUUCACUAAAGCCCAGACGGCUGAACCAAUUUCACGGUACACCUCUGACACAGUUCAAGUUGAGCCAUGAUGAAUACAGCUAGUUUAGAUGGAAAUAUAACACAGUCAGACCCGACGUACACACAUAAACAAACCUGCUCUAGUCUUGUCCGGUCUGAGGAUAAUUCCAGUAGAGUCCAGUCCCAGUAGCUUUUUUUUCAAUGGAAUUGUAAAAUGGAAUUCUAAAAAAGCCUGGACGGUUCCUCUGGUUUUACCAUGCAACACUGAGGCAGUCAUAGUUAAGACAUUACGACUGUAUUCACUCAAGAUGGAACUAUAACAGUCAAAUCCCACAUAAAUGCAAAAAUAAGCCAGCAUGACAGUACAUUUGGUCCGGUUUAGAUCAGCUCGGUCUGGUCCAGUUCCAGGAGCUUUAUUUCGGCUGGAAACAUUUCUGUAGAAGCCAGAAAGGCUCAGUUGGUUUUACCACUCACUUUGACAGAGUAACAGUUGAAGUAUGAUGAAAACUGUCCUGUCACUUAGUAUGGAAAUAUAAAUGUCAGGUUCCAUAAACUCACAAACAACGAAAGCCAACUUUCAGUCCACUCUCGCUCGCUCGGUCUGGUCCAGUCCAAUUCCAGUAGCUUUUUUUGUGCUGGAACGUGUUUUACAAAAGCCCAGAUGGCUGAACCAAUUUCACCACACAUAUUUUACAUGGUUAAAAAUUGAGCCAUGAUCGGUACGGCUAGCUUCGAUGGAAAUAUAACACAGUAGGAUCCCACAUAAACACAAAAACAAUCCUGAUCGGAGGAUAGUUUGGUCCCAUCCAACUCCAGUUGCUGAUUCUAAGAAAUCCUGGACGGCUCUUCUGGUUUUACCAUGCAACUCUGAGGCAGUCAUAGUUAAGACAUGAUGCCCAUACUCACUCAACAUGGAAGUAUAACAGUCAAAUUCCACAUAAAUGCAAAAAUAAGCUGACGUCACUGUCCUACUUUGGUGUGGUCUCGUCUAGUCUAGAUCAGUUCGGUCCGGUCUAAUUCCAGUAGCUUUAUUUUGGCUGGAUUUCAGUUCAGAUUCUGUUGGUUUUCUUACUGAAAUUUAAUACAGUAAUAUAACAACUGAGACAUCUCGAAUACUGCCACCUAGUAUGGAAAUAUAAAUGUCAGGUUCCACAAACUUACAGACAAAGAAAGCCAACUCUUGCCCGGUCUGGUCCAGUCCAAUUCUAGAAUGUAUUUUAGAAAACUCCAAAGGUUGUACCAGUUUCACCGCACACCUUUGACUUGGCUGUAGUUGAGGCAUGAUGGAUUCUGCUAGAUUAGAUGGAAGCAUGACACAGUCAGAUCCCACAUAAACACUUAAAGAAACAAACCUGGCCUUGUGUCUUCUGGUUCUAAUUCCAGGAGCUUUUCUUUGGAUGAAAUUGAUUGUAAGAAAGUUCUACUUGUUUCUACCCUACAACAGUCACAGUUAAGCCAUGGCGAAUACCUAAGAUGAGUCACUUAUGAUGGAAAUGCAUCAGUCAGACCCCACGAGCAAACAAAGCCAUUUACUGGCUGUGUUGCUAGAAUGUAUUUUGCAGAAGCCCAUAUGGCUUUAUUGGUUAUAGCACGCACCAUAUGACCCGAUUACAGUGGAACCACGAGGGAUGCUGUUAGUCUAAAUGGAAAUAUAACAGUCAGACUCCAUAUGUUCCCAUAACCUCCAAAGCAAAUCUUCUUGUCAGGUCUAGUCACGUCUUGUCACUUUUAAUUUUGACACUGUCGCAAUUGAGCCAUGGUGGAUUGUGCAAGUAUUGAAGGAAAUACAGUGUAGACAGAUGCCAUUUUGGUGCUCCAGUAUGUUAGUGUGUUAGUUUAACAAGGCAGAAAUAUGUGAGUCAAACCUCACACAAACACACAAACAAAGAAACCCAGUAGCUGUCUUCUGGUCUGGUUUGGUUGGGUCCAAAUCCAGCACCGCUUUUUUUCUGCUGAAAUCUGUUCCACGGAAGCUGGGAUUUUCAGUUUUAUCAUGCAACUUCUGCCAGAGUCCCAUUAGCACAUGAUGUAUUUUUACUCUGGGUGAAUUACAAUGCUGGACAGUGCCAUUUUGGUGAAUACUACUCGUUGCGGUGCCUCAUUCAGACCAGAUGGCCCUCCUCUGGUUUGGUCUGAGUUGCAGUUUAGCCGUGGUGAGUGCUAUCAGCCAAAAUGGAAAUACAUGCCACACUCAUGCCAUUUUGGUGCUCAGCAGUCAAUCAGUGGAUCCAUUAGAGCCUGCAGCAGAGCCCUGACCAGUAAAUGGUUUUUUGCGUCAGCCAGCCAUCGGUCUGACUGUCCACCAUAUCGCUCUGAAUCUGCUUAAUAUCCAGAAACAGCCUUCGCCAAGUGACCAUUUUGUAAGUGCUAGCUCUUUUCGCCUCAUUUGGCGGCGCCACAUGUUGUGUCAAACAUUUCCCCUGAUUUUCUAAAGUGAUUUUGCUUCCAGUUUUGAACCAAGGUUGAGGGCAAAGAGUCGGCCUCUGAUGCCGAAGCAAGUUGGAGAACUUUUCUGCAGAGGCGACGGGAGCAAACGGCGAGUGGCCGACCAAUCAACGUGGCGUCUCCGUCUCGUUUGACUUCGACGAGUCUGUUUGUAACUGUUUCUAAUAAAUGUACGGCUUCUCUUGGUGGUAUUUGUACUAUUCAGGAACCCCUAAACCUGAGGAAUCAGAUCUCAGGUGGAAAGGGAGACACCUGAAAACUUUUUGUUUCGUGAAACGGGCAAGUAAGCUGUGAGUUGAAUGUUUCUAGAUGUACAGUGCAACCAAAUGUGCCACCAGUAUAUCGCUCAUCCAUGUGCACACUCGCCAUAACCCACUGCUCCUCGGUUUGAGUGAUGUGGAACAAACCGAAGAGUCUGAUUUAAAAACCGAGGGGAGAUCUCUGUCGUCGUUGGCUGCGUGUUUGCUGAUGAGAGUCUAUUUAACAUUUCAGAGUUACAUGUAGCCAAUUUCAAGAGCCGAUAAAUGAAAGAGAGGAGAUCUCUGAUUUUUAUUGGCUGUUUGAGUUCUAAUGAGAGUCAGUUUAAAGCUGCACUACUUAGUUUUAGGAAGAAACCACCAUUCGUGUCAAUAAUUUAGGAUUUUCAAACACUUAUAAAUUGGAUCAGUCCUUGUCAAAAGCUCCAAAACUAAACUUUUGAAUCAAAAUGAACCAACAGCUGUCCUAAAACAUAUUUUCACAUAUUGUGAUUCGGAAAAAAAACUGUUGGGUCGGCAACAGCACCCAGUUUUUCUAGAUAUUCUCUUAAUAUCAGUGUGUUGCAGUUAAUACAUCUUGGGUUAUUUCGAGAUUAAGAUAUUGUGUUGAAAUGUAAGCCAAGCUAAUCACAUGAAUGUAUUAAAGGAGUGCACAGACUUUAUGGGAGUUUGUCGAAGUUUGAAAGUCUGUUUGUUUUAUUCUCUUUUCUACGGCCUGUGGAUUCAUCAUUUCUGAAAACGAAUUUUUGUUUUGAGUUAAAAACUUUUGUAGUAUGCUUUUUUUUUUUUUUUACUUCCUUUGUAAGCAAAACAGGUUGCCCUUUGAGCUUUUCUGACACUCAAAGUUUAAUCUUUUUGAUAUAUUUUAAUGUUUAUUUUACCGUUCCCCUAAACAAACCCGCUGGAUUUUGAUGCACAGCAUUAAACCUUUGAGCUGCUGCAGGUUUUCAGUCUCUCACUUUGAAGAUUAAAUAUACAUAGCAUGCACACCAGAUGGCGCUAUCUGUCAAAUGACCAAACUGUCAAAAGGUCUGUCAAAAGUGAUACAUCUUGUUGUAUUUGGAGAGUUUUGCAUCUUCCUCGUGGCCCUGUGCCUCUUUUCACCGCUGGAAACUCCUCUGACUCGUUCACAUAUUCUUCCUAAAACUACAUGGUGCAGCUUUAACAUUUCCUUUUCAUCUGUUUCUUUUUUUAAUUUUAUUUUUCUUUACAAUGUCUUAAUGUUACUGAGCACUGUUAUUUAAAUCUUGUUUCAGCUGUAUAUGUCUAUUUAAAAAAAAAAAAAAAACCCAGAAGAGUACUGAGGUGUAUGGAGUGCAGACGCGGCACUGAGAGGUACUGUACUCGACGGCUGUGCUUCGUCACAUUAAAGGUUUUCCUGAGUGAACGGA
Molecule: messenger RNA, 5982 nt
Organism: Myripristis murdjan (pinecone soldierfish)
Lineage: Eukaryota; Metazoa; Chordata; Actinopteri; Holocentriformes; Holocentridae
Product: cytoplasmic protein NCK2-like
Exons: 4
Coding region: 220-1389 (389 amino acids)
Biological process (GO): positive regulation of endoplasmic reticulum stress-induced intrinsic apoptotic signaling pathway; ephrin receptor signaling pathway; cell migration
Cellular component (GO): cytoplasm
Molecular function (GO): receptor tyrosine kinase binding; signaling adaptor activity
Source: RefSeq, a predicted model, not a curated record